AUGGAGCUAGUUUGUAAGGUGGUCUUACUUUUUCUUCUCUUUUCUCCUUGCUGUGGGACAGAGUGGGAAUUUGCUCAGACUGUUACUGCAGUUGCUAGUCCUCUAACCAGUGAGUUUGUGAGUCCUUUGAAUUUUCAAAAGAAAUUAAUAGAAAAACAGUGUCUUGGUAAUGAAAUGGUUGAUGCUGAUGUACACUCUUACCUGUGUGAUCAGCCUUAUGUGACUUUCCUGCCACAGUACUUCUCCUACCUGCAUGCAAACGGCGUGACACAUUAUAAAAUCUUUAUGCCAUGGAUACACAUCCUUCCAGAGGGGAAUUUCAGGACUCCAAAUGAGACUAAAGUGCAAUGCUAUAGACAACUUCUGAUGGCUUUUACUGCUGCAAGCAUUAAGCCAGUUCUUAUUCUGCAUCACAAGAAUUUACCUGGUGUCAUCAUCACCCAGUCCAUGGUGAAGACUAGCACCUUUGUGGACCUCUUCGUGGAAUAUGCUGAGUUUAAUUUCCGUUCUUUUGGCGACUUGGUUGACAUGUGGCUGACCUUCAGUCACCUACCUGAGGUCCUUCAGAGCUUGCCUUAUGACGACCCCUCAUCCUCUCUCCAGGCUCUAGUUGCUGCUCAUGAAAGAACUUAUACUCUCUACCAUGAAAAAUACUCAACAGGUGGAAAACUGUCAAUUGCGUUAGAAAUUAAUCAUCAUUUUGAGACGAUACCGUUGGAAUCUCUCUCCGCCUCUCUUAGGGACUCUGUAGACUUUCUCUCUCUCAGCCUGCACUAUGAUUGUAGAAAUGAAGAAAAUUUACAAAAGAAUUUGAAAAGCUUCCAGAAUAUCUGGAAGAACAUGGCUGUCCUACUCUUCAGUUUAACGUUUCAUGAAUGUAAUUCCAAGACAGAGAAUAUGCCUAUACCAGUUGCUGCUCUAUUCAAAGACAUUAUCAAAGAGGAGGCCUUGACAAUGGGAUACGAUGUUAAUAAAUUCUUAGACUCCUCAUCAGCUCGUGCAUUUAGGUACACAGCUUUUGUUCCUCAGGGGAACUCUUGCCAAGCUGCUGCUCCCCUCUCUUCCUAUCAGAAAGUUUGGGAAACCUUUGCCAACCAGACAGCAUUGGAAAGAGAUUCUUUUCUGAGCGAUGUUUUCCCAAGUGGUUUCCUCUGGGGCGUGUCCACAGGUGCCUUUAACAUUGAAGGAGGCUGGGCAGAGGAUGGAAAAGGAGAGAGCAUCUGGGACCAGUUUGGGCACCAAGGUCAUGCCUACAUGAAUCAAACGGCAGAUGUGGCCUGUGACAGUUAUCACAAAACUAACUAUGAUGUUUACCUGCUCAGAGGUCUUCAGUCAAAGCUGUACAAGUUUUCUAUAUCCUGGUCCCGAAUUUUUCCUUCUGGCAUUAAAGCAAGCUUGAACCCUCGAGGCGUGGACUACUACAACAAGCUAAUAAACAGCUUGCAGGACUCCAACAUUGAGCCCAUGAUCACCUUGUUCCACUGGGACCUCCCACAGGCCCUGCAGGAUCUCGGUGGAUGGCAAAAUGAUAGCAUUGUAGAUGCUUUUGCAGCUUAUGCCGAUUUCUGCUUCGCUACCUUUGGGGAUCGGGUUAAGUUGUGGAUUACCUUCCAUGAGCCCUGGGUCAUUAGCUACGCAGGCUAUGGCACUGGAAAGCACCCCCCAGGAAUCGUUAAUCCAGGAGUUGCAUCCUAUAAGGUGGCUCAUACAAUUCUCAAGGCUCAUGCCAAGGCCUGGCGCUUAUAUGAUGACAAGUAUCGCUCUCAACAGCAUGGCAAGGUGGGACUUGUCCUAAACUCGGAUUGGGCUGAACCCAGGUCCCCCGCCAGUUUGGAUGAUGUGAAGGCAGCUGAACGCUACAUGCACUUCAUGCUGGGCUGGUUUGCUCACCCUAUAUUUGUAAAUGGUGAUUACCCAGAUAUCCUGAAGUCCCAGAUCCAGCAGACAAAUCAACAUUGCUCUAGCCCAGUUGCCCACCUCCCUUCAUUUACCGAGGAAGAGAAGUUGUUGGUGAAAGGGACUGCAGACUUCUUUGGCCUUUCCCAUUACACUUCCCAACUGGUCAGCGCUGGGGCUAAUGACACUUGCAGUCCAGCCUAUGAGAACUUUGGGAACUUUUCCCAACACGUUGAUCCUGCUUGGCCACAGACAGUGUCCUCCUGGAUCCGAGUGGUCCCUUGGGGAUUGAGGAGGCUGCUGAACUUUGUUUCUCAGGAGUACACAGGGACAAAGGUCCCAAUUUACAUAGCAGGGAGUGGCAUGCCCACAGGAGCAGGAGGGGAUGCUGUUAAUGACACGGAGAGAAUGGAUUACUUCCGUCUGUACAUCAAUGAGGCUCUGAAAGCUGUAAAGCUUGAUGCAGUGGACGUUCAGUCAUACAUUGUCCGAUCCCUGAUUGAUGGCUUUGAAGGCCCAGUGGGUUACAGUCAAAGGUUUGGGCUUCAUCAUGUGGAAUUUGGAGAUAGCAACAGACAAAGGACUCCAAAGAAGUCAGCUUACUACUUCUCUAAUAUUAUUGAAAAGAAUGGUUUCCCCAGCAAAGUCUUGCACAGAUCCUUUAAGCCAGUGACAUUUGACACGGCCCUACCGAUGAGGUUACUUGGUUUACCAGCAUCUGAAGUUCCCUCAAAGGCAAAAGUUGUUUGGGAAAAAUUCUCACCCCAAACAAAGUUUGAAAGGGAUAUGUACUUUUAUGGAAACUUCCCAGGUGAUUUUGUGUGGGGAGUGUCAACUUCGGCCUACCAGAUUGAAGGAGGCUGGGAUGCAGAUGGCAAAGGGCCCAGCAUUUGGGAUAAUUUCACCCACAUCCCAGGGAACAUAAAAAAUAGUGAUACUGGAGAUAUUGCAUGCGAUAGCUACCACAAGGUAGAUGAAGAUCUUUAUAUGCUCAGAGCAUUAGGGGUAAAGAGCUAUCGCUUCUCACUAUCUUGGCCUCGAAUAUUUCCUACCGGAAGAAACGAUUCCAUAAAUAGUCAUGGGGUUGACUAUUACAACCGGCUAAUUGAUGGUUUGACUGCAAAUAAUAUCACACCAAUGGUCACACUAUACCACUGGGAUCUGCCUCAAGCUCUCCAGGACAUUGGUGGCUGGGAGAAUGAGUCAUUGAUAGAUUUAUUUAAUAGCUUUGCAGACUUCUGUUUCCAGACUUUUGGGGAUAGGGUGAAAUUUUGGAUGACUCUAAACGAGCCCUACGUCUCUGCCUGGAUAGCAUAUGGUGUAGGAGAGUUUCCACCAAAUGUAAAGAAUGAUCCUGGUUAUGCUCCCUAUAAGAUUGCUCACACAUUACUGAAAGCUCAUGCCAGAGUCUACCAUACGUAUGACCGCAAAUACAGAGCAAGUCAGAGAGGGGUUAUUUCAUUGAGCCUUAAUGCUGACUGGGUUGAGCCAAAGACCUUAGAUGACCCUAGAGACACUGAAGCUGCAGAUCGGUCCCUGCAGUUUAUGUUAGGAUGGUUUGCCCACCCAAUUUUCAAAAAUGGUGACUAUCCAGAGGCCAUGAAAUGGACUGUGGGAAACAGGAGCGAGCUACAAAACCUGCCUUUGUCCCGCUUGCCAGCUUUCACAGCACAGGAGCGAGGGUACAUCAGGGGCACAGCAGACGUCUUCUGCAUCAACACUUACACCUCCAGUAUUGUAAAGCAUAAGACCCCCAAGCUGAAACCGUUCUCUUACGAGGAUGACCAAGAGCUAUCAUCAGAAGUCGAUUCAUCCUGGCCGACCUCAGCUCUUGCUAAUAUGAGGCCUGUAGCCUGGGGUCUCCGGAGGCUGCUGAACUGGAUCAAAGAGGAGUACAACAACCCUCCAAUUUAUAUAACUGAGAAUGGGGUAGGAAUAAAGGCCACGCCUGAUGUUGAUGACACCAACAGGAUAUUUUACUAUAAAACCUAUAUCGACGAAGCUCUGAAAGCUUCCAGACUGGAUGGUGUUAAUCUUCGAGGCUACAUCGCUUGGUCUCUUAUGGACAGUUUUGAAUGGGUGAACGGGUACGAUCCACGGUUUGGAUUGCAUCAGGUGGAUUUUAAAAACCCCAGCAGGCCGAGAACCCCCAAGCGUUCUGCCCUAUACUAUGCUGAAGUCAUUCGCAACAAUGGGAUCCCGCUGCCAAAAGAGGAUGAGUUUGUAUAUGGGGAGUUUCCAAAGAACUUUUCAUGGAGCGUAGCAAGUGCAGCGUAUCAGAUUGAAGGGGCCUGGAGAGAAGAUGGGAAAGGACUCAGCAUUUGGGACCAAUUUGCUCACACUCCCCUGAAAAUUAGCAAUGAUGAAACUGCAGACAUUGCCUGCGACAGCUACCACAAAAUUGAGGAGGACUUGGCUAGUCUGAAAGGCCUCAAAGUGACUCACUAUCGCUUUUCCAUCUCCUGGUCCCGUGUUCUCCCUGAUGGAACUACUAAACUUAUAAAUGAAGUUGGAUUAAACUACUAUGAGAGGCUUAUUGAUGCUCUUCUUGCUGCUGACAUAAAGCCUCAGGUAACUAUUUACCACUGGGACCUCCCCCAGGCCCUGCAGAACAUUGGAGGGUGGGAGAACGAAACUAUAGUCCAGAGGUUUAAAGAGUAUGCUGAAGUCCUUUUCCAGAGGCUGGGAGAUAAGGUGAAAUUCUGGAUAACCCUCAAUGAACCCUACAUCAUUGCAAACCUUGGCUAUGGCUACGGCACAUCAGCUCCAGGGAUCUCUUUCAGGCCAGGUCGAGCCCCGUACAUAGUAGGGCACAACUUGUUAAAGGCCCAUGCUGAAGUCUGGCACCUGUACAACACAACCUACCGUCCUAAACAACGAGGAUUAAUCUCCAUUACCAUCAACUCUGACUGGGCAGAACCAAGGAACCCCGACAAGCAGGAGGAUAUUGAUGCUGCCAGGCGAUAUGUGCAGUUUUAUGGUGGCUGGUUCGCUCACCCCAUUUUCAAAAAUGGUGACUACAACGAAGUUAUGAAGAGGAGGAUACGGGAGCGCAGCCUGGCCCAGGGGCUCAACGAGUCUCGACUCCCAGAAUUUACUGAGAGUGAAAAACAGAGAAUUAAGGGCACAUUUGACUACUUCGGAUUCAAUCAUUACACAACCAUCCUGGCCUCUAACCUGAACUAUGCUGCUGGUAUCUCCUCCUAUGACUCUGAUAGGGGCGUGGCUUCCAUAACAGACCGCAGCUGGCUGGGCUCUGGCUCCUUCUGGUUAAAGGUGACCCCGUUUGGCUUCAGAAAGAUCCUGAGGUGGAUAAAGGAGGAAUACAACAACCCUCCGAUUUACGUGACUGAGAAUGGCAUUUCUGAACGUGGCUACACAGGCCUCAAUGACACUUGGCGAAUGCACUACUACAAGAGUUACAUUAAUGAAGCGCUAAAAGCUGUUGUACUGGAUGGCGUUGAUCUGCGAGGGUACACAGCCUGGUCUCUGAUGGACAACUUUGAAUGGGCAACAGGCUUUGCUGAAAGGUUUGGUUUGUAUUACACCAACUACACGGACCCUGCUCUGCCUCGCAUUCCAAAGGAAUCUGCCAGUUAUUACUCAUCCAUCAUACAAUGCAAUGGAUUCCCAGACCCAGCAACUGGACCACAUCCAUGUCUUCAACCCCAGCCUGAAGGUACUGUGACAUCAACUGCUACUACACCUACCAUAAUGGGGCCUGUGCCAAAUGCAGCCAUAAAAAAAGUACAAUUUUUGGGAUUAGAGUUAUCUUUGUCAAAUGCGGAAAUAGCGCUGUAUGUACUCUUUGCUCUCUCCCUGGCUGGUCUGUUAACAUUUGCUCUUUUCUCCUAUAAAUAUAGGAGACUAUCCGAAAGAGUCCACAAACCACCACACCUAGAGCUAGAUAGAUUGUAAGUUUUUGAAGUCUGAGUAGCAUGGCAGCUUGGUCAGAUUUGGGUCCUGUUUUAAAGGUUUUUUAUCUGUUGCCCCCAGCUAAGCACACCACUGAACGCUAACCAAUUAACACUCAGGUUUCAAAUAGCUAUUUACAGCUAUAUAAAACAAAGUGCAGACAAGCCCUUUGCUGUCUUCAGUCUCUGUCUCAGGGAGGGCUGAGAUGUAUUAGAUGACUGGCCUAUACAAUCAUUCCUUUAAGUUGACAAUUAACCUGAAAACUUGUGUUGCCUCCAGCUGUAUCAGAUCACUGCAUUUUACAAGAGUGGCUUUCCCCUGUUUCUUGCUCUCCCCUCCCCCACAAAUUGUUUGCAUGUUACAUCCUGCUUUUGAGAGGGAGCUUAAUUGUACUUCUAGUGUUUGGUAACAUUAAAUAAUAGGUUACCAACCAGAGGCACAGGACACCUGCUCCCAAGGCGUCAAGACUGCUGGAAGAAACUGACCAAAACACUGAUCUUGCUCUUCCUGCCAACAUCAGAUGGACUUUAUAAUUGCAUUUGAUUUAUACAAGUGUGUAGUAAGAGAAAACUGGAAACCUACAACAAAUUGCAAUGAACUCUCCCCACCACCAGCACCCAAGUCUUUCCAAGAAAGCUGCAUCAUACUGCAUUCUUCCUAUGGAGACCAAUGGGAAUGACAGUAUCUUUAAAAACUCUGUAAUGACACUGCAAGAUGAUCUGCUCUCAUGCUAAUUGUUUGUCUAAUAGUAAUAGCCAACCCCCCAGGGUACUAGGCAUUGUACAAAUUACCCUGAGAGCUUAAAACAUGGGAAGCUUGUAAUUGCACUUAUUUAGAAGCCAGUAAAAUUCUCUUGUAUC
This is a messenger RNA of Alligator mississippiensis (American alligator), 6671 nucleotides long. RefSeq names its product lactase (gene LCT). Gene Ontology annotation, biological process: carbohydrate metabolic process. Lineage: Eukaryota; Metazoa; Chordata; Crocodylia; Alligatoridae. Gene Ontology annotation, molecular function: beta-glucosidase activity. The record is from RefSeq and is a predicted model, not a curated record. The coding region runs from base 1 to 5814 and encodes 1937 amino acids. The transcript is spliced from 17 exons.